Messenger RNA from Diaporthe amygdali, 2352 nucleotides. RefSeq lists its product as uncharacterized. Gene Ontology annotation, cellular component: membrane. Gene Ontology annotation, biological process: transmembrane transport. Lineage: Eukaryota; Fungi; Ascomycota; Sordariomycetes; Diaporthales; Diaporthaceae. Gene Ontology annotation, molecular function: transmembrane transporter activity. The record is from RefSeq and is a predicted model, not a curated record. The coding region runs from base 1 to 2352 and encodes 783 amino acids. The transcript is spliced from 4 exons.
AUGGACCGAGCCAAGCAGACGGGACGAACGAAGAGUUCGCAUAUUGUGCGCAGUGGAGCGUUCCCAGCGCGGGGAGACAGGCGCACCCUGAUUUUGAGGGGGAGCCGCACCAUCUGCUUCGGUGUCUCGUUUUCUCUUGGAGGGUCGCCAGAGGCCCGCGUCCGCCCUGCAUUUGCAGAAUCCUUCUGCAGUGUUCAGUCGAUUCAGCUGCGCCACCCGACACGUGCAGCGAGGACGGGCAAAUGGCUGAUGCUUGACGGCAUCAAGGCCGAGCAAAGCUCGAGAAUCUCACGCCUGCGGCUACCGGAUCCUAUGAGGCAAGCUGAUGUUCAUCCAGACGUCGGGCAUAUCACCGAUCGGCACGAGCGAGAGAUCGCCAUUCUGCGUAUUCUUGACUCCAUUGGCUUCAACUGGCCUGUAUUUUGCGCUGUCGCUAUCGGAUUCCUAGCCUCCUCAUACAGCCUCUUCGCCACGAACUUUGUGACGCCGGCUCUACUCUAUGUCUACCCGCCGGAAGGCUUUAGCCAUGUGGACGUAGGAGAAAUGCUUGACUUGACCACCUUGAGCGCUACCCUGUUCGGAAUGGUCGUCUUUGGCUACUUCGCCGACCGAGGAGGGCGCAAGAGGCUAUACGGCUGGGAGCUGAUCAUUUUGAUUCUGGCUACGGUCGGGCUUGUUUUGUCUUCUCAGGGAUUUAUGCAGACGGAUACGAACGUGGAAGGGGUCCCCAAAAAUUCGAUGAAUAUCUAUGCAUCUAUUAUUUUCUUUCGGUGUUUGUUGGGAUUUGGUAUCGGCGCAGAGUACCCCGUAUCAGCUGUCAUAGCAGCUGAGUUUGCAUCAACGGAUACAAGAGCCGUCAUGAUGGCCGCCAUAUUCCUCAUGCAGAGUAUUGGACGAUUAAUGGCCCUCGGCAUCGGCCUCGGCUCCCUGCAAAGGCUCAUGCAACACUACAGUCUUGGUAUGAACGAAGUCGAUGGAGUUUCGGCUGAAGUCAAGGCCAAAAUCGUGAUAGAUAUAGUCUGGCGGAUAGUUAUAGGGAUGGGAGGCGUCAUGGCACUUAUUGCCGUGGGCCUACGACUAAUCAUUCCCGAGUCACCCCGAUACUUUUCCGGCAUCCAGAAGGACUUGAGGAAGGCUGCUCUCGCGGUCCAGCAGGUCGGCGGGAAACUGGAAGACGACCAACGAUCGGAAAUAUCAGUCUCUUCAGGUGUGCAUCACCGCUUUCACAAAGACGAAGACCCAACGCCAUGGUUCAGAGCCGCCCGCAAACACCUUAGAGAAGGCGGCUGGAAGCCUUUGGUGGGAAUGUCAACUAUAUGGCUGCUAUUGGAUGUGUGCUUUUACGGUACCAGUCUGGACAGUCCUCGAACGCUGAAUACACUGUGGCUGGACCAAGAUGCUUCCAACGCAAAGUUGCCGAUGUGGAACGCCGACCCCGGCUCGCCCAACGCCACUAUUCAGCAGAUUCUAGACAACAAUGCUAAACGAACUCUUAUCCUUUCCUCCAUUGCGUCACUCGUUGGAAGCCUUAUCGCCAUUCCAGUGGUCCAUUUUACAAACCGGAAAAGAUUACUCAUAGGGACUUCCUUGGCUUUAACGCUUCUGUUCAUCGCCACCGGAGCCAGUGUCGUGCGGACGUACGCGACGCCAGACCACGAGGUCAGCAUGGUAUUCUUCGCGCUGGCCCAAUUCAUGUUCAACGUCGGCCCUAAUACGCUUACUUUCAUAAUGGCGGCCGAGAUAUUCCCCACUGUCUUCCGAGGAACGUUCUACGGCAUCUCAGCUGCAGCAGGAAAGCUCGGCGCUAUCAUCAUCAGGGCCAUCGUGGCAGGUGCGGGUGAUGGACACAAAGAGCUCGUUGUUUACUUGUUUGUCUUCAGCGUGAUUAUGCUGAUCCUGACUGUCAUCGCUGUUCUUCCAGGGGCACUCCCAGAGGUCCAGACGGACACAAAGAAAACCGCCAACCGGCCCGCGUCGACCAGGUACUCUCUGGAAGCAGCCAACGACGAUGAAUCGGAUGACGGAAUGCCCGAGAAUUGGUGGGGAAAGUACUUGCCCAGGCGGUGGAAGAGCAUGGCCCUCGAGGAUAUCGCUCGGUAUCCACUGCCUCAGGAUGAAUUUGCAUUGCAACACGACAACACUUCCGUAGAUCAAGAGCACUUUCAAGUCGCGAGCGAGCCUGUUUUUGCAAACAGUGCUCAUCAGCCAGAUUUCUCGCCGUUUCCAUCCGACUUUACCAACGGGGGUGUGGCGCGUGGUGAGAUAGAAGAUGGUACCAAGAAGUUUGAGGAUGAGGUCAAUCAGCGGUUUUCUUCUCCUAUUCCGCGCGAGAUGAGUCCGACGAGGAGAUAA